Messenger RNA from Rotaria sp. Silwood2, 1923 nucleotides. NCBI's taxonomy places the organism in Eukaryota, Metazoa, Rotifera, Eurotatoria, Philodinida, Philodinidae. The record is from the annotation of a GenBank genome assembly.
AUGGGCCAAAAGGCAGCAACAAGUGAGAUAAUAAACCGAUUGAUUGGUGCACUUGAGGAUGAUGAUAGCGAUAUCAGAGAGAAGGCGUGUGAAGCCCUGGGUCAUAUGGGUCAACAUGUAACUAGAAGUGACAUCAUCAAUCGACUAACCGGGGCACUUCGUGAUACUGACUCGUUUGUCCGAUCGCGUGCAUGUGAAGCACUGCGUGCCAUGGGUGAAAAAGCAGCAACAACUGAAGUUCUUAAUCAGCUAACCAUUGCACUUAUGGAUCCCGAUUCGUUUGUCAGGUGGAGUGCAUGUGAGGCUCUGGGUACGAUGGGUGAAAAAGCAGCAACGAGUGACGUCAUUCUUGGGCUAACUCGCGCUCUUGGCGAUAGGAAUCAAAAUGUCAGGACAAGUGCAUGGGAAACUCUCCGUGAGAUGGCAGAAAAUACAGCAACAAAUGUGGUUAUGAACUUCCUAAUUAGUGCAUCUGUCGAUAGUUUUAGUACUGCCAGGUGGAGUGCAUGUGAAGCUCUGGGUAGGAUGGGUGAAAUGGCCGCAACAAGUGAAGUCAUUAAUCAUCUAAUAAUUGCGCUUGGAGAUAGUUCUGAUACUGUCAGAUCGAGUGCAUGUAAAGCCCUAGGUAGGAUGGGUGAAAAGGCAGGAACAAAUGAGAUCAUUGAUCGCCUAAUUAAUGCACUUGGGGAUAGUGAUAGCCAUGUCAGGUGGAGUGCAUGCGAAGCUCUGGGUAGGAUUGGUGAAAAGGCAGCAACAACUAAGAUCAUUGAUAUACUAAUUAAUGCACUUGGGGAUAGUGAUAGCUAUAUCAGGUGGAGUGCAUAUGAGGCUCUGAGUAGAAUGGGUGAAAAGGCAGGAACAAAUGAGAUCAUCAAUCGGUUAAUUAUUGCACUUGGGGAUAGUUCUGAUACUGUCAGGUGGUGUGCAUGUGAAGCUUUGGGUAAGUUGGGUGAAAAGGCAGGAAGAAAUGAGAUCAUUGAUCGCCUAAUUAAUGCACUCGGGGAUAGUGGUAGCUAUGUCAGAUGGAUUGCAUGUGAAGCUCUGGGUAGGAUGGGUGAAAAAGCAGGAACAAAUGAGGUCAUUGAUCGACUAAUUAUCACACUUGGGGACAGAGACAGCAAUGUUAGGGAGAAGGCAUGUGUAACUCUGGGAAAGAUGGGUGAAAAGGCCGCAACAGAUGAAGUGAUUAAUUGGCUAAUUAGCGCACUUGAGGAUAGUUCUAUGACUGUUAGAUCGAGUGCAUGUGAAGCUCUGGGUAGGAUGGGUGAAAAGGCCGCAAAAAGUGAAGUCAUCAAUCACCUAAUUGUUGCACUUGGCAAUAGUUCUAGUACUGUCAGAUCGAGUGCAUGUAAAGCCCUAGGUAGGAUGGGUGAAAAGGCAGGAACAAAUGAGAUCAUUGAUCGCCUAAUGAAUGCACUUGGCGAUAGUGAUAGCUAUGUCAGGUGGAGUGCAUGCGAAGCUCUGGGUAGGAUUGGUGAAAAGGCAGCAACAACUGAGAUCAUUGAUCGGCUAAUUACUGCACUUGGAGAUAGGAAUAGCGAUGCCAGGGAGAAGGCAUGUGAAGCUCUAGGAAAGAUGGGUGAAAAGGCAGCAACAAAUGAGGUCAUUAAUUCUCUAAUUAGUGCAUUGAUGGAUAGUUCCAGUACUGUCAGAUUCAACGCAUGUGAAGCUCUGGGCAGAAUGAGCGAGAAGGUAGCAACAAGUGAGGUCAUUGAUCGACUAAUUAUCACACUUGGGGACACAGACAGCAAUGUAAGGGAGAAAGCAUGUGAAGCUCUGGGAAAUAUGGGUGAAAAGGCCGCAACAGGUGAAGUGAUUAAUUGGCUAAUUAGCAUACUUGAGGAUAGUUCUGGGCCCUGGAUACCAGGUUCAUCAUCGGGUUCAGCACUCAAUAAUACCUUUGCAAUCUUAUUGAAAUACUGA